CUAACCGCCUAUGCAUGGAAACAAGCUUUGAAAAGUAUAUGCGCAAUGUGCAAAUGCGCCCGCUGCCAUCACAGGAGUUAGAACUGCAAGCGGAGUUUUCUAUCGAUACAUUCGAUGAAAUCUUAUACAACAUGGAUCCUUCCAGGUAUUGUUGUAUAAAUACAACGGUUGAUGAAACGGUCGAAGAAGCAGCGCCCCGUACAAGCACACCCGAUACAGCGACACAUAGACCCGAUGACAAAGAGAAUCAAUACAUACAGCCGCCGAACAGACAUUUACGCCUAGCUGGUUCUAAGCCGUUGAUAAUGAAUCAGAUGUACGGUAAAAUGAAUCCAAACAGUCGUGUGAGUGAUGUGCCGUGCACAAUGCAUUGGGUAAAUGAAAAACCUAAGCAAAGGGGUAUGAAGAGGAAAUUGGAUUAUACAGAAAAAAACAAGUCUAAAAGAAGGCGGUUGACGGCGUUACAAGAUGCACCAACUAGUUGUAACAACAGCAACAAAUUCAAGAUGUUGCCCGAUCAUGAUGAUGAUGAUGAUGAUGAUGAUGAACAAACGAACUGUGUUAGUGAUAAAACUGCUGACUCAGAGAUUGCAAAAGGUAAGAGGAUCAAUAGGCUCUCAAAAAAGUACAAGAUCAAACAUACAAAAGAAAAUAGGGUUAUAAUAACAUCAGUCACUCAGAAUAAUCCCAUUAUAAUUCGAGAUACACAGUUUGAACCCAUUAUAAUUCCAGAUACACAGGUUGACCCCGUUAUAAAUCCAGAUGUCUGUUAUGAUUUACUUCAAGACGCACAGUCAUUUUAUAUAUCCGACGCAGAAGCUGUGGAUGGUCAUGAUUGUAUUGAUAUUUCAGAAGUUUCAAACAAAGGGGUUAGAGCGUCUGUGGUUGAGUCGCGUUCUGCAGAGACGGACGAUGUUGUUGUCGGUCCAUCAGGUAAUGAUGUUAGACAACAACAAUGGCCGUCGCGUCAGAGCACAAUGGCUGAGGCUGACGACGGUUAAACUGGUGAGGGUGGUUGUCGACAAAACACUACAGGCAAACCCACAAGGGCAGAGCACGCGAGUAAAGCAGCAGAAUUAAAAUAUAAUGCACUGUUAGGGGCUGUUUGGAGAGAGGUCACUUACACGAACCACGCGUCCACAGGGAUGUUAACACGACACGCAGAAAUAAUGCACAGCGGCAAACGAGAUCAGCGUGCGCUUAAUAAAUGUAUUAAACGCUAUUUGGAACUCGCAAUAGAACGGAACAAUCUAGUUAGGGAGACUUGUGAUUUCCUAGAGGUCAACUCCUUCGGUAAAAAAACACCGACAUGACUAUUUAAGACAGGUUGCGGUUUGAACAACAUUGCAGCGUGUAGAGCACAGGGCCAUAAAAAUACAAGUAGAAAUUUAAAAGUAAAAUGGGCCAUAAGAACGUUAAUAAACUUAAGAAAACAAAAGCAACUUAGACUGGCAUGACAAGGCACACGUAGAUUUAAUGAACAGAAUGACAACAUACCGUCAUGACACAUAGAUAGACGGUCAUCACAGACGGACAGCGCUGAACGCAUAGCAUCACCCGGACUGGCUGGUCCGGAAACGCCUAGUAAUAACAAGGCGACACACCUGUUUUUUUUUAGAAACCAUAGCCAGGUAUGAAAGAAAUCACCCCAAUUUCAGGGCGUCUGAAUUACACCAUCAUUUCCGUUUUAUCAGCUUGAAUAGAAUCACAUCAUUUGUAGAAGCUACGAGGGCAAUACAGACUAUGCUCGACAGCUACAUGAUUAAUGUCGACCCUAACCAUCAUAUACAGUUAAGGUUGGAAGGUGGAGGGUUACACAACGCCAUCUAUUCACACCGUAAGCCGUGCAAGUCAUUAGACGCCGUCAGUUUUUUGAAUCAGAUAACAAACACGCUGCAAAGUAAUGCUGAGGUUUUAUUUGAUACAGAGUUGAAAUUUGUGAUCUGUGUUUUCAAGAAUGGCGUAGGCGGUGCCCUGAUGGGCAGGAGCCUAUGGAGAAUACCAUACAGUCUUAUUAUUGUGUGUUAUACGAUUUCAAUAACAGCGGUAACAAUCUGUGUCUGGCGGCUAGCCUCUGCAAACUUCUGGACAAAGAUAAUUCCACAGACCAAGUGAUACACGAAAGGGUGCUCGAGAUUCAUAAAGCAUUGAAUUUGCCCCUUGAUAAAAUGAUCAGCUUUAGCGAUGUUGCUUGUUUUGAAAACCAUUUAAAGUCAUCAAUUAAGAUUCUCUAUUACAGUAAUGGUUGCUGGAAUUGUUAUAGCACAGAUUGUCGAUACAAAGACAACAUACUGUUCAUCCUAUGGCACGAUGAUCAUUACUAUGGUAUUUUGGACAUUAAAGCUUUUGUUGGUGCCCGUUACUUCUGUAAAUUUUGCAACAAUGUGUACCACCACAGAAAUAAGCAUGAUUGUCUUUUCUUUUGUAAGUCAUGUCUCAGGCAAGAUUGUGUUGAUACAGGUCAGGCAGCGCUAAGGUGUACGCAGUGUAGGGUGUUUUGCAGGUCAACAGAAUGUUUAGAGAUGCACAAGUCUUUAGCGUUGGCUAUGAAAAUGCCGUGCCUUCAUAAAAUGUAUUGCGAUCGCUGUGGUUUUUAUACCAAUCCUGACCACACUGUGUUGACAAUUUUGCGGGUCAUUUGUGUUACAUUCAAAACAAUAAACCUACGAUUCCUACUUUAAAAUAUAUUUUUUAUGAUUUUGAAUGCAUGCAAGAAACAAGCGUGCACAUACCUAAUUACUGUUACGCAUUAACGCUGGUGGAUGAGAAAUCCUGGGAGUUUCAGGGCACUGAUUGUAUCACAGAUUUUGUAAAAACAUUCAUGAGACCAAAAUUUGCGGGAUACACAUUCAUAGCCCAUAAUGCAGGGCGUUAUGAUGCGUACUUUGUAAUGCGACAAUUGUUUAAGGAAAAAUUGAAAACCUCUGUGUUGGCACAAGGUGGUAAACUGUUGUGCAUAACGGUGAGUGAUUUAAAUAUUCGAUUUAUCGAUUAUUUAAAUUUCUUGCCCAUGCGCCUCAGUCGUUUACCAAAAGCAAUGGGUUUUAAGGGUUCAAAAGGAUAUUUCCCACAUUUUUUUAACAAAGCCGCUAACCAAAAUUAUAUAGGUGCCAUGCCGGAUAUUCAACAUUUCGGCAUGCAAUAUAUGAUGGGGUCAGAAAAGAUUGAAUUCAAAGAUUGGUAUGAGAGAUGUAAGCAUAAGUCGUUUAACUUCCAGGAUGAACUUAAACACUAUUGCAAGGAGGAUGUGGUAAUAUUAUAUAGGGCUUGUAAGGUGUUCCGAGAUGCCGUUAUAUCAAUUACCGAACUGGAAGUUGUCGUAUAUAAGAAAAAUAAGCUGGUUAUUGUUAAGAGAUACAUUGAUCCCUUUCAACUGUCAUGCUGGCCGCUGUUUGCAUGGCCAUGUACUGAUGUAAAUUUAUAAAGGAUAACACGUUGGCACUUGUACCAUCUGAUAACUAUCACAAAACUCAGAAGCAUUACUCAACACCAGCCAUACAGUGGUUAAUGUACAUAGCGCAUACAGAAGGCGUAGACAUAAGACAAGCGUUACAAGGAGGUGAGAAGAAAGUUGGUAGCUACUACCUGGACAGCUAUUCAGUGAUCGAUGGGGUACAAACGGUGUUUGAGUUCCAAGGUUGUUUUUUUUCACGGUUGUAGCACUUGUUACAACCUCGAUGAUGAAAACAAAGUGACUCAAACGACCUAUGGUCAAUUACGCCACAAGACGCAGGUGAGAAUUAAUUUUCUUAAGCUCUGCGGAUUUCACGUGCGUGUUAUUUGGGAGUACCAGUGGAAAAAAAUGUUACAGGACGAUGCCCGUCUACAGGAGUUUCUUAAGGGCAAAGGUUUGCCCGAACCCUUGGACCCACGAGAUUCGCUUUACGGCGGAUGUACAAACGCCAUAAAGCUGUAUCACAAAGCACAGCCGGAUGAACAGAUACACUACUAUGAUUUUACCAGUCUGUAUCCAUUUGUCAACAAAAACAAAGCAUAUCCUGUAAAACAUCCCAGGAUCAUUUAUAAAGAUUUUGACGAUAUCACAACAUAUUUUGGUAUCGCUAAAGUAAAAGUGUACCCGCUGCGUGAGCUUUUCUUUCUGGUUCUACCGGUUAAAAUGCUUGGUAAACUAAUGUUUCCUUUAUGUCGCACAUGCGCUGAGUCUGGACAGGCAGAGUCGUGCGAACAUAGUGAUGAGGAACGAGCACUCGUUGGUACGUGGUGUACCGUAGAAAUAAAUUUAGCAGUUGACAAGGGCUACAAAGUGUGUAAAAUCUAUGAAGUAUGGUAUUUUGAUAAACGAUCUGAUGAUUUGUUUUCAGGUUACAUUAAAAUGCAUCUUAGGGAUAAACAAGAGGCUUCUGGUUAUCCCAAUUGGUGUACAGACUCUGAGAAACGACGGGCGCAUAUAGAUGCCUAUCAAAAAAAUGAAGGUGUGUCUUUAUGACCCGAUCACAUAGAAAUCAACCCCGCAAAAAGACAAAUUUCAAAAUUGUUUUUAAACUCCUUAUGGGGAAAGUUUGGUCAACGUAAUAACAUGCCCAACACUAGUCUAGUGUCUGAUCCCGACAAGCUUUUUGAAUACGCGUUUUUACCUCACUAUGUGGUGUCUGCUUUAGACUUUAUCGAUGACGACACUGUCAUGGUAAAUUGGAAGUACGCCAAAGACCAUUACACCCGAUCAAGUAACUGUAAUGUUUUUAUAGCUGCGAUUACAACAGCGCAUGCUAGAAUUGAACUGUACAAGCUAUUGGAUGUAUUACAAGAAUGUUGUCUUUACCACGAUACAGACUCUGUUAUUUUUGUCAGCAGACCCGGUGAUUGGAAUCUGCCGUUGGGGGAUUAUCUAUGCGAACUGACUAGCGAAAUACCUGCCGGUACGCAUAUAACAGAGUUUAUCUCAUCAGGCCCCAAAUCAUACGGCUAUCGUCUAAAUAAUGGAAAGACCUGUUUAAAAGUUAAAGGUAUCACGCUCAACAUUGAUAAUGCACAACAUGUCAACUUUGACAGCCUGAAAGAGUUGGUCUUGGAUUACCCUUUAAAUCCCGAAGGUGACGACCAGAAAAAAAUUGUGAUACGUCAACCAGGCAUAGUGCGGGUUAAAAAGUAUUGGCAAAUUGAAAAGCGCAUGCUGCAGAAAACGCAAAAGUGCGUUUACACUAAACAGAGGCUUACAAAUAACUUCACAAUGCUACCGUUUGGUUAUUAAGAUGGAUAUCAGACUGCAGCAUCCCUUUUCAUGUAUUUUAGCAGGCCCUUCCAACUCGGGUAAAAGUUAUUUUGUUAAAAUGCUGCUACAAAAUGCAGCUACGCACAUAUCACACGUGCCUGAUAAUAUUGUUUGGUUUUACGGCUGUUGGCAACCUAUGUACGAUCAGCUUCUGCGUGAUUACCAUGCAUUUUAUAGAAGGUGCAUGCAUUUUAUAGAAGGUCUACCUGAGACUUUUAAUGAUGACCAACUUUUUCCCCCUGAUAGGAUUAAUUUAGCGGUUGUUGAUGAUCUGAUGGAGUCGGCUAGUAAUAAUUCUGAGAUUGAGAAAGCAAUCACAAAGUAUGUACACCACAGAAACCUCAGUAUCAUGUACCUGGUGCAAAAUGUCUUUUGCCAAGGUAAAAAGAGCAGGACGAUACAUCUAAACACAAAAUAUAAGGUCCUUUUCAAAAAUCCACAGGAUAAAUUGCAGGUGAUGACUCUGCCUAGACAAAUGUACCCUAGUAAUAGUAAGUUCUUUCUGGAUGCAUUCCAAAAUGCGACAACUGUACCGUAUGGCUAUUUACUGGUUGAUUUAAGAACCAAUACGCUUGACGAAUACCGUUUACGAAGCGGCUUAUUUCCACCAGAUGAGCCGGUGGCUUAUCUCAGUAAAAAGCAUGCUUCUAAAAAGCGGUAAUUCUACAACUUUUAGUCAUUUAUCUUAGAGCCACCGACAGAGAGCAUGUCGAAUCAUUUACGUUGUAAUUGGACACUUUUAAAAGCAUUAAUAAAGGCGACACCCGCUCAAAGAAAUGCUAUUUUAUCCAACGCUUCAAACGAUUUGGUGAAAACCAUUUGUGAAAUAGCCCUCAACAUACUUAAAGGUAAAAUACCAUUGACACAACGUCAGUUGAAUUACCUUAAAAAGAAGCGGGCCCUUAUAAAAUCCCUUUGCAAUAAGAAAUGCAACAUUGGCAAAAAGAAGCGGUUGGCGAAGCAGUCCGGUGGUUUUAUUGGCUCGUUGCUUGGUUUUGCCAUACCGUUAAUAACGGGUCUCCUGACUAAUCGUUGAUGGAAUACGCUGAGAAAAUGUAUCUAGUGCCUCAGCAGCAGUUAGAAUGUUUACGCAACAAACCAGUUAAUGAUGAUAUACAUAAAACAGUCACCCAAGGUCUGGAUGUGGAAAUCAUAAACAUACCACAGAAUAAUGAUUUAUCGAAAUAUGAUAAAGCUAUACAUUACACAGCCGCUUUGCAGAAAUAUCUGGUGUUGAGUAAGCAAUCUGAUAGAGAAAUGUCAUCUUUAACUCUUUUAACACCCAAAAUGCCAACUGAUCCUCAAACAAGCAACUCUGAUCAGUCAGACGGUUCUGACUCUGUUUAUCACGAUGUUGUGGACGGCGUUAAUGCCCGGUAUAGGAAGAACUCUGAAAUUCUUUUGAGUAAAAUGGCCGGCUCUAAACACAUCACAAACUGGAAUGCUAAAGGCGAAUUUCUGUAUAAAGGUAACGCUGUACAGGGAUCCAACAUGUUAGAUAUAAUAAGACACAUAACGCAAAGCCACAGCGUGUCGAGCCGUAAAAUGCCGAAUGGGUGGAGUGAAAUUAUGCACACUAUGGCUGAAUUAAAUAUUCCAUCCACUGUAGUCGGCAACGCAUCAAACAGAAUGUACCUAGACCGUUUAAAAGCAGAAACAUACUCCGUUGAUGGUGACUUUUUAUGAACUGCAACGCUAAAAGUGUAUAAAAAAAGACGCUUAAAUGUUUUAAGCAGCCCAGGUUUAACAACGACUCACGGUUACUUAAUGCCUAGGAAACGCGAUGUAGGAUUGUUACAGGAUUCACUGUGGUUGAGUCUAUGAUCUAUUUCUAUGGUAUAUUGUUUUUAAGGAUUG
Molecule: messenger RNA, 7087 nt
Organism: Pseudophryne corroboree (corroboree frog)
Lineage: Eukaryota; Metazoa; Chordata; Amphibia; Anura; Myobatrachidae
Exons: 2
Coding region: 15-1001 (328 amino acids)
Source: RefSeq, a predicted model, not a curated record